Molecule: messenger RNA, 207 nt
Organism: Cooperia oncophora
Lineage: Eukaryota; Metazoa; Nematoda; Chromadorea; Rhabditida; Trichostrongylidae
Source: the annotation of a GenBank genome assembly
CUGGCAAUAUUGUCAUGGCUUGAUCCGCAUGACGUGCUGGCUGAGGGAUAUUCUGACAGUAGCGGCGAGUUUCGGUUGGCCGGAGCAACAGAGGAACUCACAGCGAUGGAGCCUGUUUUAGAGAUCUAUACUGACUGCAAUGAUGGAAUCAAGUCCUGGGAAAGUCCUGGUAUGCAUAGUGAAGUUUUCUGGUUAAUCUUGAUUUGA